AUGCCGCCGCGCCGCCGAGGAGCGUCGGGCUACCGCGGCGUCCGCCUGCGCCCCAAUGGCGGCUACUACUCCGAGAUAUGCUCCGGCGAUCUCAGGCUCGGCCUCGGCACCUACGGGACGGCGCACGAGGCCGCCCGCGCGCACGACGCGGCGGCGUGGCGCCUAGGCCGGCCGCGCGGGCAGAUGAACUUCCAAGACGUGUACACGCUCCAGCAGGCGCUGGACGUCGCCCCGCCGCCUCGUCUGAACACGGCACAAGACCGUGCGGAGCACGCCGAGCGGCAGCGCCGCCUCCUCGUCACCCAGGAGGACGAGCGGGUCAUGGCGGAGUGGCGCCGGCGCCACCCGGAGGACGUCGCCUACGAGCAAGUCUACUGGGCAAGGCGCCGCGAGGAGGACACGCGAAGGCGCCGCGAGGAGCGAUUGGACAGGCGUCGGCGGAAGGCAUUGGUGAAUGCGCAGUCCGAUCUCGUUGCAGCAGGUGGGCAGUCGUUCUUCACGGCAGACGAUGAUCGGUGGUUGGACAUAUGGCUCGAUACCUCGGACGACACCGCCGAGGAUGAUAAUGGUGAUGAUGAUAGCGACUUGGAGUAG
Aegilops tauschii subsp. strangulata is the source of this 594-nucleotide messenger RNA. RefSeq names its product ethylene-responsive transcription factor 1-like. Gene Ontology annotation, biological process: regulation of DNA-templated transcription. The record is from RefSeq and is a predicted model, not a curated record. Gene Ontology annotation, molecular function: DNA-binding transcription factor activity; DNA binding. Lineage: Eukaryota; Viridiplantae; Streptophyta; Magnoliopsida; Poales; Poaceae.